Thunnus maccoyii (southern bluefin tuna) is the source of this 8070-nucleotide messenger RNA. RefSeq names its product potassium/sodium hyperpolarization-activated cyclic nucleotide-gated channel 3-like. Gene Ontology annotation, molecular function: voltage-gated potassium channel activity. The coding region runs from base 855 to 4430 and encodes 1191 amino acids. Gene Ontology annotation, biological process: potassium ion transport; transmembrane transport. The transcript has 8 exons. NCBI's taxonomy places the organism in Eukaryota, Metazoa, Chordata, Actinopteri, Scombriformes, Scombridae. The record is from RefSeq and is a predicted model, not a curated record. Gene Ontology annotation, cellular component: membrane.
UCUUUCUAAUCUCAUAAUCAGAAUUUCACCUCUACACAUGUGUCCAAUCUAUUAAUUAAUUCCAGCAGAUAUUGGCUGGAAGAUUUUGACACAGUAUUGCCGUCAGUUUCUUCAGUAUGCAGCCGCGUCGACAAACAUUUUUUGCACGAUUUUUGCAUGAAGACCUGACUGUGGAUUCUCUGGCAUCCCGCUGCUUUUCUCUCAACUACUGAACCAUCAACUCAAAGGCUGGAUCGCAUCCUUGAAUCAUCCUCCAUCCAAUUGUCCUGACUGGGUGGGGUGAGCGCAUGUGCCAUCCUGGCUCCUAUGGCAACCCGAUAGAUGAGCUCCAUCGAUAUUCACGUUAUUAGAAAGCGAGGGAGGGGUGAUGGAUCAGUGAUGUCAGCGCCCUUUGAAUGCCGGUGCCAUCUGCGUGCAUGUGUGUCAUCACCUUGCACUGACAGAGAGCUCAGAUAUUUUGUGGAGGUGGAGAUCAUGCUUUGUCAUUGAGGAGCUCAGCAGCAGCAGCAGCAGCAGCAGCAGCAUUCUCCCACUCCGGCACGUCCGACGCUCAGCAUGCUGCAUCCUGAUGCACUCUCGUCUACAUGCUGUGGGGUUACCUGGUUUUACAUGCUUUUCCUGUUCAGCGCUUUUACAUGACCGUCGGAUUGAAGCGGCCACGUAUUGUUGACGCAUCUCAAUGCUUGAACCCUGGGGAGGGAGGCACGUCCCAAGUGUCAAAUAAGAUACGACCUGUGCUGCGGAUGCGCCGUCACUGUUUUACCUCCAGUGGCACCCCAAGUGCAUGAGAUUCAUGAUUCAUCCCUCUGUUUUUACGGGCUACCCUUAGAGCGCAUUUCUUCUCCUUCUUCAAAAUGGAAAGAUUCCAGUCUUCCAUGCGCAAACGGCUCUACAGUUUGCCGCAAAACAUUGGGCAAAAACCCUUCGUGAUUGACGAAGGAGACAACGGCGACAAGGACACUAAGAGGAAAAGUAUUCGGCUAAAACAUUUGUCCUCUCCGUCUCCUGCAAGCAGUUGCAGGAGCAUUGAGGAGGCCAGGAGCGAAGACUUUGAAAGAGACAUUACUGUGAAGACCAACUUGAAUGGGGACUGUCGCUUAUUUAGAGGCAGCAUCUCCUCCAUCACUGGGCGACAUCCUCCCGGGUCAGAUCCAACAGAGCAGCGGCGCCUCAUUCCGGAGGCUGAUGCCGGUGUCAGCGAGAGCUUCCCCGGUGAGCACGGCCCCGGGGCCCAGCAGCGGGCAACGGGUGGUCUGAGUGGCGCAACCGGGCAAGCAUCUAUGUUUGACCAGUCAAGUUUCAUCAAGUUGGAGGGCACCGAGCAAAUAAUACCUGAGGACGACCGGCUGUACCAAGCCGGCUUCAUGCACCGGCAGUUUGGGGCGAUGCUCCAACCGGGAGUCAACAAAUUCUCCCUGCGGAUGUUGGGGAGUGAGAGGGCCGUGGAGCAUGAGAGGGAACGAGUAAAGUCUGCUGGCUUCUGGAUUAUCCACCCGUACAGUGAUUUUAGGUUCUACUGGGAUCUGACCAUGCUGCUUCUCAUGGUUGGAAACCUCAUCAUCAUCCCUGUGGGCAUCACCUUCUUCAAGGAUGAGCACACGCCACCCUGGAUCGUUUUCAACGUAGUCUCGGACACCUUCUUCCUCAUGGACCUGGUCCUCAACUUCCGCACGGGCAUCGUCAGGGAGGACAACACGGAGAUCAUCCUGGACCCGCAGCAGAUCAAGAUCAAGUACCUGAAGAGCUGGUUCGUGGUGGAUUUCAUCUCCUCCAUACCUGUGGACUACAUCUUUCUCAUCGUAGAGACACGCAUCGACUCUGACUUUUACAAAACAGCCCGAGCCCUGAGGAUCGUCCGCUUCACCAAGAUCCUCAGUCUGCUGCGGCUGCUGCGCCUCUCCAGACUCAUUCGCUACAUCCACCAGUGGGAAGAGGUUUUCCAUAUGACCUAUGACUUAGCCAGCGCCAUGGUGCGCAUCAUGAACCUGAUUGGUAUGAUGCUGCUGCUGUGUCACUGGGAUGGCUGUUUGCAGUUCCUGGUUCCCAUGCUGCAGGACUUCCCUCCUGAUUGCUGGGUCACUCGAAACAAGAUGGUGAAUGACACUUGGGGUCAGCAAUACUCCUAUGCCCUGUUCAAGGCCAUGAGCCACAUGCUGUGCAUCGGGUACGGCUUGUACCCUCCUAUAGGCAUGGCUGACGUGUGGCUCACUAUCCUCAGCAUGAUUGUUGGUGCUACCUGUUUUGCCAUGUUUGUUGGGCAUGCGACUGCACUCAUUCAGUCUCUGGACUCCUCCAGGAGGCAGUACCAAGAAAAGUAUAAACAGGUGGAGCAGUACAUGUCCUUCCACAAGCUCCCUGCUGACAUGCGUCAGAGGAUCCAUGAUUACUACGAACACCGUUAUCAGGGGAAGAUGUUUGAUGAGGAAAGCAUUUUGGAGGAGCUGAAUGAACCCCUGCGAGAGGAGAUCAUCAACUUUAACUGUCGCAAACUGGUGGCCUCGAUGCCUCUGUUCGCCAAUGCUGAUCCAAACUUCGUCACCUCCAUGUUGACCAAACUACGCUUUGAGGUCUUCCAGCCAGGCGACUACAUCAUCAGAGAAGGAACCAUCGGCAAGAAAAUGUACUUCAUCCAGCAUGGCGUCGUCAGCGUCCUGACCAAAAGCAGCAAAGACACCAAGCUGUCAGAUGGUUCAUAUUUUGGAGAGAUCUGCCUGCUGACCCGAGGUAGAAGGACAGCUAGCGUGCGAGCAGAUAACUACUGUCGCCUAUACUCUCUGUCGGUAGACAACUUCAACGAGGUGCUGGAGGAGUAUCCCAUGAUGAGGAGGGCUUUUGAGACUGUGGCUCUCGACCGUCUGGACCGCAUUGGGAAGAGGAACUCUGUUCUUCAACAUAAAGUCCAACAUCACCAAAGCUCUGGCACACUAAACCUCCAAGAGAGUGAGAUCAUCCAAAGAAUAGUGCAACAUGACCGUGAUAUGGCCCAAUGCACGCAGUUGAUCCAGACCAGCACCGCACAGAGCUUAAACCCUCCCCCUGCUCCCCCAUCACCCACCCCUGUCAUCUGGGCCCCGCUGGUUCAAGCCCCGCUCCAGGCUGCUGCUGCCACCACCCCACUGGCACUGGCCUUGGCCCACCAUCCCCAAGUGCCUCCCAUCCUCUUUCACCAUUCUCUGGCACCAGGCUCUGGCUCUCUGAAAGACCCCAUCAGCCAUCCAAAAAGAAUCCAUGUUGGAGCGCACGUGUCCAGCAGCUGUGGUUCAGGGCCUUGUUCUCCUGCAAGCUCCAUCAAAUUCCGCUCUGGAGUUGAGACUCCCACACUGGCGUCCCUCAGGGCACAGCAUCUCCCCACUGGGCCUGUGUCACCCACGCUUAUGUCCCAGCCCAUCUUCACCAGCAACCUGCAGCCCCUGGCCCCUCUGCCUCAGCCAACACACCAGCCUCCACACCAUCCUCCCCACUCCGGCGUGGCCUCAGUCUUCCCCAUCAGCCAGGCCACCGUCUCCUACACCUGCUCCGCUCAGCUCCACUCCCAGCCCUUCCACGGUGCUAUGACCACCCCACCCCACCCAUUAAGUUUACUCCAGCAGGGGGCACCAGGGAGGCUAGCAGGGAGAUUCCCAGCCCCCUUCUCUUCCACCAUAAGCCCUCUGAUCUCCAGCUCCAUCAGCCCCAUACUAAGCCAGCUGCAGCAGCCCUCUCACGCCACCGUGCAGCAGAUGGGGUCCAGUCAUGACAGAGCAGGCAGAACAUCCAGCGGUCUGAACCUCCCACAUUUUCCCUUCAUCACCAGCACCCAGUCCUCCAGUGGAUUUAUUCAGCCAGUGUCUGGAGCAGCAGCCUCUCUGGCGCAGCACAGCCUGGCAGGCCUCCACUCUGUUUUCCUGCCCCAGGUUCUCCCGGAGCACUCGGCCCUCGCCUCCCUGGCCCAGUAUGGCUCUGCUGAGGCCUCGCCCUGCUACACGCCUCCAGUCCACAGUCCCAGCAUACAGAGCCCUGUGAGGGCACGGACAGUUUACCACAGUGAGCUCCCCAGCACCCUGGCCUCUCACAGCCCCCUAACCCCUCAGACCUCAUGCCCUGCCAGGGUGGCCUGUACCCUCAAAGAGAGGGCCGAGUCAUCGGUGGAUCUCUUUACCCAGGAAAUAAAGACUAUCUCAGGCUCUUACAGCUCUAUACACCAGGAAAGGCCUUUGGCCAUGAGCGGCUCCCCAGAGGGGGUUGGAAGGCCAUUGAGCCCCUUCUCCUCCCCUAUGGCUGUCAGCAAACCCUACAGCCCGAUCCCGGGUCAAGCCACUCCUGUUAUUCGGACACAUUCAGGCCCUGAACCUCAGAACCAGUUUGUUGGUGUACACUCUCCCCACGCUAGAUCCCCUGCUAAGGUGUUAGAGACAGAACAUAAACAGUCCAAACUUCCCUCCAACUUGUGAGGUUCAGACACACCCUCCUUUAAUGCCUGAACACAUGGAGGUAACCUCCUCCUUGGCAUAGUUUUAACCACUACUUUGUCAAUUUUGAAAGUAGGAGGGUGUGUUAUUCUAAUCAGAUUGGAGAUCAGUGGUUUCAUUUUUAAUCAGAGUGAAUGGAUUACGGAUAAAAAUGGACAAUAAUGGAUAUUUUUUUCUACAGGAUACUGCUUCUUUGAAUAUAGUAAUAAAAUCUAAAACCAUUGAUGGAUAUAUAUAGCACCUCAUGAAAAUAUCAAUUGUUAUAUGUAUUAUAUUAUAACCACACUCUGUGAUUUGUUCAAAGUAUUUGUUUAACCCUAACCCUAUUGUCCAGGCAAUUUUGUGUAACCUUUUAGCUUCACCUGUUUAGUUUGAAAUUUGUCAACAACUGUAUCCAGUUAUGAUUGAAACCAAAAAUGGCUGUCCUUUUUAUAUGCGUUUCCCACUACUGAGUGUGUGAAUGCAAGGUUACUCUUAAGAGAUUCAAGGAGAGACAGACUGUGCACUUUGCUCGUUUCAGAGAUCACCUAACGUUAGGGUUUGAUGACGGCAUGUCUUCCAAGAUAGUGUUUCAGCAAUAUUGCACACCCAAAUGGGUCACACAAACCAGUUCACGAAAAAACUGAAGUAAUGAAUGUAAUGUUUGUUUGUCCGAGCGGGAGAAGUGGGGUUCAUUUUUUUAAUGUGUUGAACAUGAAGACGAUGAUAAUUUUCUGUAGAGGAACCAGUUUCUGUCAUGAAGACAACACAAAGUCGCACACUUUUCCAUUUUCAUUCCUCCACAACUGCUCUGGCACUUGGCGAGCAGCACUGCUGACUCAUUUCAGUCUGUGAAUAACUUCGGUACAGAACAUACACCUGAGCCAAGGUUUGUGUGCCAUUAGCAUAGUAUGCAAUAAUCUGUGUUUUUUUUUAUGGGAAUACAAAGGUACUGUGAAUCGAAGCACUUGAGUCGAUGAGUGAGAUUCUGUUUUUAGUUAGAACGGAUCAAAACAAGGGAAUAAUUUUUAAAAAAGCAAUUGUGGAUAAUCAAACAUCCUGAAACCAGCGAUGCACUAAGAUUGAUGUGAAUGUUUCUUGCACCAGUCAAAGGGCUAAAAGCAGUGGACACAUGGUUAACAAGAAACCCCGAUGGGUCAUAUUGCUGCAUAUUUACCUCUUUCAUUGUACAUUAUUUGAUUGUAAAAUUUAACAUCUGUUGUUGAACUAUUGCUGCUUUGUGAUGCUAUGCUGAAUCAAUAAGACAUGGAUCACUGACUGCUUUUUUUAAGAAACAGAAUCUUAAAUACUUCUACUUGUUAAUAGGUUCAUGUGUUUAGAUGAUAUUUCUCUCUCUGGACCUGCAGCUGGCAACGAACUGUGAGCAGCUAGCUGGUCACCAGGUCAAACCAUCGGAGGAUCCGGUCCACUGGCUUUAGCUGCCUCGUUACUGAACCUGAGGCUGAGGUUUGCUGUGACUCUGCCCCCUUUCCAGGGAAGAGAGAUACUAUCAGUCACUAGCCAGUCACUGCCGAUGGGCUCAAUCAAUCCCUCAUUACUAUUCUCCUCCAACCUCGCAUCACCACACCACCUGCCAGAGGCAUCAGCUCGGAGCGAAUGUAAGGUUACUUUUAGUGCACUCAACUUUAAGGUGUGUGUCUGUGUAGGUAGGAGAAGAGGUGUCAGUCAUUCAUCUACUUAUAUAUUUAUUUUUCAUUUUGCUGCCUUUUAACCACCAAAUCUGAAGAUUCCAUCACCCUAUGUAUGUUAGGCAUAUUUUAUUUUAGCUACUGAAUUCAAUGCAAUAAAAUAACAUAUGGUCAACGAUGCUCGUCCUAGCUGUUGAUUUCUGAGUGUGGCAUGAAGGAGAAUCUGAUAAAAGGCUCUUGAAGUUUCAGACUUUAAGCCGGAUUAUGAAUUGAGAACUGCAUGGUGUUGUCCGGUGCCAAACAUCCAAAACAGCCAGGAUUAUAAUCUUAGAGAUAUCUGACUUGUCAUUACAAAGAAAAUUAUCUGCCGUGUUCAUGGAGUGAUAACUGCUAGAUUAGUGAGUACAUGUGCAUAUUCAGCACUGCAGCAAGGUUUGAUUUAGAAAGCUUUUUCUUCAAGGGUGAAGCUGCCAGGUCGAUGCAAAGCAGACAAAACUACCCUUUAAAAAUUAUUAUAAUAGUAAUAUAUAGUAGGUGUAGUUUUCCAUUCAGGUAUUGCUGCUUUUACUUAAGUCCAAAAUUCUGAAUACUUACAUAGAUAGACUACCAUACAUAGACUACUGCACAAGAACAGUACUUUGAUUAAAAACGGCGAAAGACAACUCAUUACAGGUCUGUUUUUCACUCAAACCCGUAGUGAGACAUUAUGAAAUAAAUUAUUAUAUGAAUGAAUACAGACAUCAUAUAAUAUAACCAGAAAAAUGUGAAUAAUCUAAUUUGGGAAACUGCUCAUUAUUAUGAAAUGUCAUUUUGUCCUACCUCUUCUUCACAAUAUCAGUUUUUUGUUUAAUUCCACAUAUUCUUAUUUCAAAAUGCUUUGUUUUUUUUCAACGGUGUGUUUUUAUUUUACAACCCCAUUGUGAUUGGUUGUCUACUCAUUCACGCCAAAGCAACAGCCAAUCAUAACUGGCUCUGCCCUGUUUGUCUUAAUUGACAGAGGUUUGUUAGGAAAAGACAUUUCGUAAUAAGCUGAAUUGUAAAAAAAAACAAAAAAAAAAAAAAACCUAAUAUGUUAAAAUCAGGGUUUUUGUUGAGUGUUGUGGUGUUCAACAGUUAUCUUGUUAGGUAUUCAUCUAAUGAGGCAACUGGUUGUUUAGAUAUAUAUUUUCAAUGUUUCCUUCGCCAUGUUAAAUAAUUUUGCAGUUUUAGUGACUUAUGUUCUGCAAAACACUGUUAGUAACGUCGGCCUGCAAUGCUGACUCACAUUCAGAUUUCUAUUAUUUUUUAAACUUGUGAAUUUGCCUUUAUAUGUGCCUCAGAUCUUUUUUUUCUAGUUUAGUGUUUAAGUCAUUUAAUAAGUGGUGUUUCCUUUAUUUUGAUACAUUUAGUCAGAAAUGUAUGUUCAUGUACAACUAGCUAGUAUUCUGAUGUGAAAUCUGAAGGAAGGUGGGCCUACAACAAUAACAUAAAAUGUAUCUAUUUGAAUACUGAACAUAUCAAUCUUGCCACAGUUUAGUGUUACAGUGAUCACAAGAGGAGGAGAAACACAGUUGAGCCAAGAGUUUCUUUUAAUGGAUGGAAACCCACUCAUGCCAGAUCACUUCAUGAUGACACUUUGUACUGACUAUCAGUUCUGCGUGAAACACUGGAGAAGAUAAAUACAGUACACAUCUGCACUUGUGCAUCCUGACACCUAGACAUCAAAAUAACACUAAAUAAGGACUGACAAAUGUGUAUUUGGAGCCUAGUUUACAGUGCAUGCAGAGGAACACGUAUCUCUCACUUUGUACAACACACAUGACAGAUGAGUUUCCAGUAAAAGGUUCAGUCUCUGGCAGCAGGAUUUAGACAAUAAAUUGCGCAUAUGGGUGACAGGAAUCAUGGAGUUACUUUCUGCGAAUGACAACCAUCAAAAGGCCUUUUUUGACUGGUUUUGACUUUCUGUUGGUUACGAAGACCAACAGAAAAGAAAAGUCCAACACAGAGGGCAGGCA